Talaromyces stipitatus ATCC 10500 is the source of this 618-nucleotide messenger RNA. RefSeq lists its product as uncharacterized. The record is from RefSeq and is a predicted model, not a curated record. The transcript is spliced from 2 exons. Bases 1 to 618 code for a protein of 205 amino acids. NCBI's taxonomy places the organism in Eukaryota, Fungi, Ascomycota, Eurotiomycetes, Eurotiales, Trichocomaceae.
AUGUUCUCUAAGGCUCUCGGUCUUUUCGCUGCCCUCAGCGCAGUGGCAACUGCCCUCCCUGCUGUCCACAACAGCAACAACGUCCGCCAUCAUGCUCACUCUCAACACCGUCAAUUGAUGGCCCGUCAAGAGGCAAACAUCACCAGCGACGGCGUCCAGAUCGUCAACAACAUGGAAAAGACCGUCUACCUUUGGUCCGUCUCCGAUGUCUCGAGCGAAAUGUACACCCUCAACAGCGGCGAGAGCUACUCCGAGAACUGGCGCACCAACCCCAACGGUGGCGGUGUUUCCAUCAAGAUCUCCUUCUCUCCUGAGCAGACCAAUGUCUUGCAAUACGAAUACACCUACCAAGACCCCAUCAUCUGGUGGGAUCUCUCCUGCAUCAACAUGGGUGACAAUUCCGAAUUCACCACCAUGGGCUUCGCCGUCAGCUCCGCUGACUCUACCUGCGAGGCUGCUACCUGCGCCCCUGGUGACAUUGCCUGUGCUGCAGCUUACUUGCUUCCCGACGACAACUGGGCUACCCACUCUUGCCAGAGCCACGAUCUGCUUAAACUUGACCUUGGAUCUCUCCUUGACCAGGUCCAGGUAGACCCAUUCAUUCUGGAAGUCAGUUGA